Molecule: messenger RNA, 1250 nt
Organism: Leucoraja erinaceus (little skate)
Lineage: Eukaryota; Metazoa; Chordata; Chondrichthyes; Rajiformes; Rajidae
Gene: rccd1
Product: RCC1 domain containing 1
Exons: 8
Coding region: 71-1249 (392 amino acids)
Source: RefSeq, a predicted model, not a curated record
UCCUUCUCAACAUGGCGGCGCGGCCGGCGGUUUGGAAAGUAACGGCCGUCGGUUGUCCGUCACUCUGGGGAUGGCGGCGACAGCAGCGGCCGCUCCGUCCACCCCCGGCCGCUGGUUUGGCUUCGGCUUUAACCGCUUCGGGCAGACAGUUCCCGGCGUGGCGGCUGACAGGGUGCUGGAACCCGGCCAGCUGGCGGCCUGCGGCUCGGGGCCACGACCGGGGCACAGCAAGGACAAGGUCUGCCCGGCCUGGAGUCACUCGGCCGGCUGGAGAGGUGAUGGAUCUAUUCAUUUCUGGGGCUUUGUUGCCGAUGGUCCUCGGCACCAGAUAUACAUUAACAACCGGGAUCAACAACGAUGCAGAGACAUCCUGACCUCGGAGAAAUACCUGCUAACGUUGUGGCAGGAUAGAGUGGAGUGCUGGGAUGUCCCAAGCCUCUGCCCCACUGUAGACACCAUGGGUUCUGUGAUUUGGACUAAACAUCUACAGGAAGAGGAGAAUCCAAACACAGCAUUUCCAUUAAUCCCCGGCGGCUACAUUACCACAACUCCUCCAUUCUACAAGCCUCUGUCACCACGGCUUCAGGCGAGGAGGCUGGCCCUGGGCGGUGAACAUGCUCUCUUGCUGACCUUUGACUGGACGCUGUAUUCCUGGGGCUCCGGACGACAUGGUCAGUUGGGACAUGGCAGUGUUGAGGAUGAAGCAGAGCCACGGGUUGUGGAGGCGUUGCAUGGACUGGCGAUGGCUGAGAUAGCAGCGGGGACCUGGCACUCCAUAUGUACCAAUGCUUCGGGUGACGUGUACGUGUGGGGCUGGAAUGAGUCCGGACAGUUGGGUCUGCCAACAAAACUGCAAUCAGGGGAGGAACAUCAACAGCUCUCCCUACAGACAGGGCCGUCUGGAGAAGGUGCGGAGAUCUGCUCUCCGGCCCUGAAGGAGGCAGGUGAGGGGAAUAUCGGAAACGUUAAUGUGUUCAUCUCAAUUCAAGCGUUUCCAGCCCUGUUGGACUUCCCAGGCGAGCUGGAGAUGUGUAAAGUCAGCUGUGGGUCACGACAUACGGCGGCUGUCACCAGAUGUGGUAAACUGUACACAUGGGGAUGGGGGAACUACGGCCAGCUUGGCCACGGCCAGACCGAUAGCUCCGACGUUCCAAGGCUUGUGGAAUACUUCACGGAAAACCAUCUCGGGGUGAUGGAUGUUGUGUGCGGGCCCUGGAACACUUUUGUCUUUGCACAGGGAGGAAUAUGAA